Miscanthus lutarioriparius is the source of this 1083-nucleotide messenger RNA. The record is from the annotation of a GenBank genome assembly. Lineage: Eukaryota; Viridiplantae; Streptophyta; Magnoliopsida; Poales; Poaceae.
AUGGGGCUUGUAGAUCUUAUGCAGCACAUGUCCAUGGAGCGGCAGCCGGACCGCCUUCGUCGGCGAGCGGAGACCACUUAUGGGUUGGUUGCUUCACGGGAUAAUAAUGAGGUCUCACCCUGCCAGCAAGAAGCUGAUUCUCAAGGUGGUGAGGCACAGAUACCUAGGCUUCCAGAGGACAUCUGGUGUCAUAUACAUUCCCUGAUGCCAAUCACGAUCUGCUGCCCGAGCUGCCUAUGCCAUCCCAACCUCACUUUCAGUGUGAAGACGCUGAGGUCGAAUAAGAAGGAAUAUGAAAAUGAUGAUAUCGCCAGAGAUUUCUGUAGCAAAGUUGACCAGAUUCUGAAAAGGCAUUCAGGCGUUGGUGUCAAGAAACUCAAUAUUCAGAUGCUUGGAGGUUACAAUGGUUAUGUCGACAGUUGGCUCCAGAUUGCUGUUAGAUCAGGAAUCGAAGAACUUUCACUUUCAAUGCCAAGGAGAGCAAAAUACAAUGUCCCAUGCUCACUCUUUUCUAAUGGGAGUGGAGACUCAAUCCAAUACCUAUACCUUACUGGUUGCUCCUUCCGUCCCAAAACUGAACUUGGUUGUUUAAGAAGCCUGACAAAACUGCAUCUUUAUUAUGUCAGUUUUACUGGGGAUGAGUUAGGGUGCCUUCUCUCCAAUUCUUUUUGCCUUGGAGGGCUUGGGAAUCAGGUAUCCCAAUUGAAAAUGGAACACGUCUCCAUAUUUGCCGAUCCCUCGGAUCUGAGGAAGAUGCAAGGACAGCAGCACCACAAGAUGAAGACAGUGGAGAUCAUAGGAUUCACAUCAGCAAAGAGUCUUGUUGAGCUAACAUGCCAUAUUGUUGAGAGCGUGACAUCACUUGAAUGCCUUACAUUGAGGACCCAUCAGAGUUCUUCUAGGUGCUCCGAGUCUGCUAAUGCUAAUAAAAGUAACAAGUGCUCCCCAUUGCCCGUUCAUGUUCUCAUGGAAGCUCAACGAGCGCUCUUGGCCAUCAGGACGUACAUUGAGCCUAAAGUUCCCUCUAUGGUAAAGCUAAGUGUUGUUGAGACUUGCCGACGAUGCCAUGCUGUUGAACUUUAG